Molecule: messenger RNA, 1653 nt
Organism: Penicillium roqueforti
Lineage: Eukaryota; Fungi; Ascomycota; Eurotiomycetes; Eurotiales; Aspergillaceae
Product: putative MFS aflatoxin efflux pump
Exons: 5
Coding region: 1-1653 (550 amino acids)
Biological process (GO): transmembrane transport
Molecular function (GO): transmembrane transporter activity
Source: RefSeq, a predicted model, not a curated record
AUGGGUGCUCCAGAGUUGUUGCAUGAACAUUAUGAUGCACCAGUCAAAGAUGUCGCACCAGGCAAAACUGGAGGCUCUCCAGGUCCUUCGGGCCCACCUGAGAACCAGUCCACCCUUAGGGUUGUCUGUCUCAUCGUCUCGGCCUUUGUCGCCAUGUUCCUAGUUGCGCUUGACAGAACAAUUAUCUCAACGGCCAUACCCAAAAUCACCGAUGAAUUCAAUUCCUUCGACCACGUUGGCUGGUACGGAAGCUCGUACUUGUUGACAUGCUGCGCAUUUCAACUCCUGUUCGGCAAGCUGUACAAGCUCUUUUCUGUCAGAAUUGUCUUCCUUGUCAGUAUUCUAGUGUUUGAGUUUGCCUCUGCUAUUUGUGGAGCGGCGCCGAAUUCAGUUGCCUUCAUAAUUGGAAGAGCAAUCUGUGGAGUCGGUGCUGCUGGAAUACUGGCUGGAACUAUAAUGUGCAUCAUCCAUGCCGUUCCUCUUGAGAAGCGUCCGCAAAUUCAAGGACUGUUCGGCGCCCUUUUCGGCAUCGCCUCUGUCGUGGGUCCCUUGAUUGGCGGCGUCUUUACGUCGAAGGUGACAUGGAGAUGGUGCUUUUAUAUUAAUCUGCCAAUUGGUGGUGCUGCCAUCGUCUUCAUUGCCUUCUGCCUCCAGGUCCCCAAGCAGGAUACAACAAAGGUCUCCUGGACGGAAAAAAAGCUGCAACUGGAUUUUUUCGGCACUACAUUUCUAGUAUCUGGCGUGGUCUGUCUCAUAUUGGCACUUCAAUGGGGAGGCCAAACGUAUGCUUGGGGCAGUAGCCGCGUGGUGGCUUGCCUGGUUGUCAUGAGCGUCUUACUUAUUUCUUUUGUUGUCGUCCAGGUCUUUCUUCCGAAGACAGCUACGCUUCCAGUUCGCAUCUUUUCGCAGCGCAGCAUCAUUUCAGGCUUCUGGCAGACACUCUGCGUCGGAUCAGGAAUCUAUAUCUUUGUGUACUUCCUUCCAAUCUGGUUCCAAUCCAUCAAGGGCAGUUCUGCUGUGGAAUCCGGCAUCCGUCUGCUACCGACGAUGAUAUCAAUGGUUGUUGGCUCAAUCAGUGGUGGAAUCAUAAACUCCAAGAUUGGAUACUACACUCCAUUGGCCAUUAUCGGAUCCUGCAUCAUGUCCGUCGGAGCCGGUCUCCUCACCACUUUCCAGGUAGAUACCGGGGAAGGAAAAUGGAUCGGUUAUCAGAUCGUCUACGGAAUCGGUCUGGGCUUGUGUUUCCAAGUCCCAAAUCUCGCCGCACAAACUGUUCUUCCAAAGCCCGACGUGCCCUCUGGCUUAGCACUGAUGCUGUUCGGUCAAUUGAUCGGGGCAGCUAUCUUUGUCUCCGUCGGGGAAAAUAUUCUGGCCAAUCAGCUGGUGAAGAAACUUUCCGGGCUGCCGGGGUUCAACCCCCGUCUUGUCACCUCGGGUGGUGUCACGGAGCUGCUGAAUUCAAUGCCGGCACAUCUGCACGACGUGGUUCUCUACUCCUACAACGAAGCGCUCAAGAAGGUGUUUCAGGUCGGUUUGAUUCUCUCGUGUCUGACACUACUGGGUGCGACUACUCUAGAGUGGAAGAGUAUCAAGCAGGGACAACCAAAAAAAGAUCUUGAGUCCAAGGGCGGGUUGAUGCGGAGAAGACCAUAG